Messenger RNA from Salvia hispanica, 804 nucleotides. Its product is annotated as ubiquitin-conjugating enzyme E2 2-like. Lineage: Eukaryota; Viridiplantae; Streptophyta; Magnoliopsida; Lamiales; Lamiaceae. The record is from RefSeq and is a predicted model, not a curated record.
ACAUGCUGACAUUAUCUGAUUUAAUGGAAUUUUGUCUCUUCUCUUCACUACAGACUUUCUUUCCAGUUUCCAUCCCCUUCUUCUGCAAGAGGACUCCUCUGAGAAGGUAGUUGAGAUGUCAACUGCAGCCAGGCAGAGACUGAUGAGGGACUUCAAGGGGUUGCAGCAGGACCCACCUGCGGGUAUCAGUGGCGCGCCACAAGAGAAUAAUAUUAUGCUCUGGAAUGCGGUUAUAUUUGGUCCAGAUGAUACACCUUGGGAUGGAGGUGCAUUUAGAAUGACUCUUCAAUUCAUAGAAGACUAUCCAAACAAGCCACCAACUGUUCGGUUUGUUUCUCGAAUGUUCCAUCCAAACAUUUAUGCGGAUGGAAGUAUAUGUUUGGACAUCCUGCAAAAUCAGUGGAGUCCUAUAUAUGAUGUUGCUGCUAUACUUACAUCUAUCCAGUCAUUGCUGUCUGACCCAAAUCCGAAUUCUCCUGCAAACUCUGAAGCUGCUCGGAUGUUCAGUGAGAAUAAGCGAGAAUAUAAUCGCAAGGUCAGGGAAAUUGUGGAGCAAAGCUGGACUGCUGACUGAUACAUGCAGUUGAGUCCUAGUCCUACUCGAAUCUGCUUCGAUGUAGAAAUGAAUUGCUGUGCUGCUAAAGUUGGAUCCUGUCACUUAUGCUUCAGUCCUCAUCCAUGAAGCUGUUAGAUAUCAUACAUUAUGCUUUCUUAUUAAAACCUUUUUAUUACUCACAAUUUAAAUAAUGUAUAUUCAUACUCCAUGCUAUAUCCAAAUUCAAUUGAAAUUGAGUAUUUUUUUUA